Acanthopagrus latus (yellowfin seabream) is the source of this 1633-nucleotide messenger RNA. RefSeq names its product inhibitor of growth family, member 2 (gene ing2). Gene Ontology annotation, cellular component: nucleus. The record is from RefSeq and is a predicted model, not a curated record. The transcript has 2 exons. Bases 124 to 969 code for a protein of 281 amino acids. NCBI's taxonomy places the organism in Eukaryota, Metazoa, Chordata, Actinopteri, Spariformes, Sparidae. Gene Ontology annotation, biological process: positive regulation of DNA-templated transcription.
UUGAAGUGAACUGCUGCCUGGGACUGCCCUACAAGCUGCAAAGUCGCCAAGCAUUUGAUUUUAACAGUAUAUUUUUCACAUUUCAUCCAUAUUCUUUCAGUGCCUCUAUGCAUCGUAGGGACGAUGUUAGGCCACCACUAUCCAAAUGCCGACAAGUCGCAACAACUGGUCAACUAUGUGGAGGAUUAUCUGGAAUGUGUGGAGUCCCUGCCUUUGGAUAUACAAAGAAAUGUUUCUCUGCUUCGCGAAAUUGAUGCAAAGUACCAAGAGGUGCUGAAGGAGGUGGAUGAAGUAUUUGAGAAGUACAAAGGUGAGCAAGAUGCAGCUCAGAGAAAGCGCCUGCAGAUCCAGCUGCAGAGAGCGCUCAUCACCAGCCAGGAGCUGGGGGACGAGAAGAUUCAUGUAGUGACCCAGAUGACAGAGCUGGUGGAGAACCGCUCUCGCCAGAUGGACUCACACUCACUUUGCCUCCAGGAACCGAGCGAGGCCGAGCGUCUCACUACAGAACGACGCUCCAGCAUCCAAGACUCCCCAGCCCCUGAACGCACCUCGGCGAGGCGACCUCGGCGCCAGCGGAACAGCGAGAGCCGUGACUCAAGCCACCCGUCAGCCAACGGCUCUCUGGUGGAUGACCCUGUGGAGGAACUGUCCAUCCCUCCGCCCAGAGAGAAGAAGUCCAAAUCUGCGAAGAAGAAGAAGCGCAAGGCCAAACAGGAACGAGACGCCUCGCCGGUCGACUUUGCCAUUGACCCCAAUGAGCCCACCUACUGCCUCUGUGAGCAGGUGUCAUACGGUGAGAUGAUUGGCUGUGACAACGACCAGUGCCCCAUUGAGUGGUUCCACUUCUCCUGUGUGGGACUCACCUACAAGCCCAAGGGGAAGUGGUACUGCCCCAAAUGCAGAGGGGACAACGAAAAGACGAUGGACAAAAGCCUAGACAAAAACAGAAAAGACCGCAGAUCCAGGUAGUGACCCUUCACUGGUCCUCUCUCAUCUGGAAGAUGUCUCUCUCAGACUAUCAGCUGUAGGUGAUAACCGUACUCGUGAUGUUGUAAGAGCACAAUCGAACACCAUUAGUAGCAGCGCUUAUUAUUAAUCAAGGACAAGUUAUGAUUGCACUUGUGCUGUUACAUCACUGAUUGUUCCAACUGGCUAUAACUGUAUUGUAGUCUGUAGGGAGUCCAGCUGCUGCAAGAAUCAUUAGCUUGAAGCUGCCAGCUUCCUCAAGUGUUUUGCUCUUUUUUUUUUUAUUUUUUAUUUUAUUUUUUUUAAAUUUGGACUUUGAAGAAAAAUGGAAGCAUCUUUUGGUUUACUGUCCCUACUCAUUCUGGAUAUGGUCCCAAUAAAAAAUGAUGGUCAUUGUUUUCUUAAGUUUUGGCCAAACAGUUUUUAUUCUUCAUUUGAACUUUCUUAAUUGUACUCAAUUAUUCAAAAUCAGUGUCUAUAAAAUAAUGGGGUGUAGAGAAUAACCCACACAUGUAAUAUGUUUACAAGAUAUUUAAUUGAGGAGAUGAUUGUUGAUGGGACACUGGAAAAGGACGUCAUGUUUGUAGACUUGAUGUUUUCAAUGGUUCACUAUCACUAUUGUGUACAUUUCUUUUUAUAUUCAUUAAAACAAAGUAUAGUCAUUGAG